Molecule: messenger RNA, 2673 nt
Organism: Electrophorus electricus (electric eel)
Lineage: Eukaryota; Metazoa; Chordata; Actinopteri; Gymnotiformes; Gymnotidae
Gene: meioc
Product: minamoto
Biological process (GO): male meiosis I; meiotic cell cycle; mRNA stabilization
Cellular component (GO): cytoplasm; nucleus
Source: RefSeq, a predicted model, not a curated record
AUGGAGGUUAAUAAUGCAGUGAAAACUAAAAUCAGUGCGGAUGUAAAUGGGGAAAAGAUGGCCUUUGAUCGAUUUCAUAAUACAGGAACAGACUCGUACUACUCCCCUGAUAAGAAUGAUUUUACUGAAGACAAUGGAGGCCCGUGUCAGCCUUUCACCACGGAUCUGAACACAGAUUUUUCCCUAAAUCUACUACCCUACAAUACCUGGUCAACCCAAGAUGACCCUAAUCAACUGAUCAAUUCUGCUCAAGGAAUCCCCCCAAACAGGAAUCUUAUAGAUGGAAAUGACUGUAGAAGUGAAGCUGAUCUCUAUGGAUUAGUGUCCACUAUCUUGGAGGAAGUGGAUCCAAUGGACUUCUCACAGGAGAAAUCGCCUGGUCUUAGAAAUGUGUGGUCCCCGAAGGCAAAGAAGGAGGAUAACUCACUGUACCCUAAUUGUGACAUAAAUAUGCAGUCCAGCUCUGGUAGCCAGCAUAGCCGGCUCUGUCCUGAGCCCAUCAACAAAACACCCACACAGCCAGCCGGAAGAGACUACAACCAAAGCACGGACAUUUAUCAGCAUUUCAAUGGUUUUGAUGCUGCCGACCCAACCUGGCUCUUCUCAACUUGCAAUGGAGACUCUGAAUCCUAUACACCACUGGUCCAAAACUUAAAAAGACCUCCUCCUGGUCUUAGUAUCCCCCUUGCUGUGAGCAGCUUCAUGUCCAAGAGCAGGCCAGGUAAAAGCGAGCUUGGCAUGCCUGGUAAGCAAAACAGCUUCUGCAGUUCCAGUAAUGCCCUCUCUGAGAACACGGACUCCUGCUGCCUUCCGAACAAAAUGAAUGACUCUUUCUUUAGCAUGUACCAAGACUUCUCUUUGCUGGGCAGAUCCAAAAUAGGAAAGAGCAGGCCCUUCUCAGUGCAGGAUGCCAACAAGCUGACCAAUGACAUGCAGGCCGUUCUGAUGGGGGAACAGGUGGGUGUCUAUAAUGGAGAACCAGUGGAGGACAGUCCCAUGAGGGUUCAGGAUGAAAAUAUGGUUCACCUGAACAGUCUACCAUUCCAGAGAAUGUCAGCAUUUGUUUCUCCUGCACCUCAUGUAAAAGAGAUGACGCUGAGCGUGAGGGAACAAAGAGCAGGUGAAGUUGGGAACAAGACUCAGCUCUUACAGAGUGAUUACACCACUAAUGAUUUUUCUGGGUUUGGGCUGCAGUCAGAUCUAUUUCAGGCUGCUAAAUCCUUUACCCCACCCUUUGGUUUUCCAACCUCACACCAGGGCAAAGAGGUUGACCAGAGAGAAACUAGGGCACCGCAGACUAGUCUUAGCCAGUACCAUAACGGCCAGUUGAACCAGUACAAGAGUCAACCCAAACUUGCAGGCAAGGCCAGCUUCAACACUGACACCCCUGGGAUAUCCAAGCUCAUGUCCCAAUCUGUGGCUGAGUUUGUUCCAUCCCUGUCCUCCCAACAGAUGCAGGGACCCCCGGCUAGAAUCCUCAAGGAUUUUGAGGUGGGUGAUGAGCUGACGACGCAAGGAAGGAUUGGUCAGGCAGGCCUGGGAUUGGGUCUGGAGGGACUAAGAAAGGUAGCAGGCAGUGGAGACUUCAACCUGCAGCAGGAGAAGAGCAGGCAGCAGACAGGCAUGGACACAGUCUUUAUGGUUGAAGGGAACUCCUCUCAGUGGUUUGGAGCAAAACCCAAACCCCCAAUAGGCUUUCAGCGGGAGACAGAGAAGAAACAAGGCCUUCUUGAGAACCCAUAUCAGAUGCUAGGCAGUAUAUAUGCUGGUCAGACCAGACACAAUGGAACUGGUUCAAACCAAGCCAACUCUGCACCAUCCCAAGUGCUUCCUUACCUUUAUCAGGCAGGCGAUCCCCGACAGAACCUAUGCCACUUGCUGUCUUCCCGCUCCCCACUGGCCUAUGGCAGCUCUGUGCCUCUCACGGAGAUGAGUGAGCUGCUUCCAGAUGGUGAAUUUCCUACCUUAAACCCAUACUUGCAGGAGCUGACUGUGCCAGGACUAACUGGAGGAGAUGGACCUUUCCCUGGGUUUCUGUCCAACAUGAGGUCACAAAGUCUUGGCAAGAGUCUUGGAGCCCCCAUGAGCCAGCUGCACUAUUAUCUGGAGGAGUGCUAUGAACAAUGGAGAAUGAUGGAGAAGGAGAGAAAGAUGACGGAGUCUCUCCUCAUGAAAAGCUACCCAGGCAAACGUGUGUCUGCGGCGAACAGUAACUCUCUCCCCAAGAUGCCUCUUAACCCCUCCAGAGUGGACAGGCUCAUAGUGGAUCAGCUUCGAGAGCAGACCAAGGUGGUGAGCUUGUUGGGGAAGAUGGAGCGCUUGCGUAGUUUCCCCCUCCAUGCUAAUAUCAGCUCAGUGCUUGACAGGCACCUGGAAGCCAUCUAUGUUACCCAGGCCCGGCGCAAAGAUGAGCUCAAUCGCAACAGCAGACAGAGACAGGGCCCAGCCUACCUCCGAGAGGAUAGAGAAGUCCUUCUUUUGGCCUCUGCUCUGAAGGACCUGAUCGCCAGCACCAGGAAGUCUCGCACAGCUGUGUGGUGCGCUCUGCAGAUGACCUUACCCAAAACCAACACCAGCCCUGAUGAUGGAGCCGAGGCGAGCGCCUGUUUGCCUUCAGGACAGCAUAGUCCUGACCAGAUUGCCCCUGAUCCCCAACCACUCUGUGACCUGUGA